Molecule: messenger RNA, 749 nt
Organism: Notodromas monacha
Lineage: Eukaryota; Metazoa; Arthropoda; Ostracoda; Podocopida; Cyprididae
Source: the annotation of a GenBank genome assembly
CAAUCAUGAUUGUGUCUUCCACAGGAAAAGAAAAAUCGAAUAUAUUUUUUUUGUUCAAGUGAUUUUUGUGCAUUGAAAAAAUGGCGAAAACGGUAAUGAUCACUGGCAGCUCCCGUGGAAUCGGACUCGCGCUCGUCAAGGAAUGUCUUUCAUCUGGACUUCAGGUUAUUGCCACGUGCAGGAAUCCAAGUGCAGCUACCGAGCUUGCUGAUUUACUGAAAUCGAAGAAUCAGGCCCCUGCGAUAAAAUUGGACGUUGAAGAUCGUGCGAGUAUUAAGGAUGCUUUUGCUGAAGCCAAGAAAAUCUCUCCUACUCUGGAUAUCCUUAUCAAUAACGCGGGUGAGUUUCAUUUCUGGUGGAUGUUCUGCUUGCAACAACCGGGGUACAACCACUUGGUUGAAGCCAUUGGCCUUCUUCGCGACGACAAAUCCAAUCCAUCCAUUGUGGUCAACAUGACGACAGCCAUGGCAUCUAUAGCCGAAAAUGGAUCCGGCAAAUUGACUGCGUAUCGCUGCUCAAAAGUCGCACUCAACAUGCUCAAUAUGAACUUUUCGCAAGAGAAACCCGGCGUGGUAUGGAUCGCUGUGCAUCCGGGUUGGGUCGACACUGACAUGGGAAGAUCCAGUGGAGCCCCUCCGCCAUUGAGUCCCCAGGAUUCUGCCUCGGGCAUUUUGAAAACGGUGUUGGGUUCGAAAUUGAGUGAUUCGGGCGCGUUCUUGCGAUACAACGGAGAGAAGAUCCCGUGGUAA